Callorhinchus milii (elephant shark) is the source of this 1981-nucleotide messenger RNA. RefSeq names its product cysteine/serine-rich nuclear protein 2. The transcript has 6 exons. Gene Ontology annotation, biological process: regulation of transcription by RNA polymerase II. The record is from RefSeq and is a predicted model, not a curated record. The coding region runs from base 242 to 1684 and encodes 480 amino acids. Gene Ontology annotation, cellular component: nucleus. Lineage: Eukaryota; Metazoa; Chordata; Chondrichthyes; Chimaeriformes; Callorhinchidae. Gene Ontology annotation, molecular function: sequence-specific DNA binding; DNA-binding transcription factor activity, RNA polymerase II-specific.
GAGUGAGUGUGAGUGUGUGAGUGAGUGAGUGUGUGGGGGAGGAUCCGCCCCGAGUCGAGCGCCAUUUAAACCCUUUGAUAACAGCCCUGAAAUAGGAAGGAAUCCACUGACAGAAUCCUCGUUCAAGGCUUGUUAGAUGGUGAGAUGGAUGUGUCGAAGGAAUCUUUUGGGAAGUUGGAUGGAUGGCUAGUCUACUCCGGGUCUACUCCUGUCUCAAAGUGAUUAGUUACGCUAAAGCAAUAUGGACAUGGCUGUUAGUGGGAGCCUGAAGCGUAAGUUCGAAGAGGUCGAUGGUUCAUCGGUGUGUUCCUCACCCAAGGAAUCUGACGAUGAUAUCUGCAGCAGCGACAGUGCAGACAGCUGUGACAGUGUCAACCCACCUACCACCAGGGAGCUGAGCCCAACUUCAAUCUUGAAGAAGCAGAAACGGAUGAGAUCCAAGAAUGUUCGCUUUGACCAGGUGACCGUGUAUUACUUCACCCGUCGCCAAGGAUUCACCAGUGUGCCCAGCCAAGGUGGCAGCUCGCUGGGGAUGGCACGGCGUCACAACUGCAUCCGCAGGUACACACUGUGUGAGUUUGCCCAGGAGCAGGAACACCUUCACCGUGAGAUGCUUCGCGACCACCUGAAGGAAGAAAAACUCAAUGCGCGCAAAACGAAGUUGACCAAAAACGGUUCAAUUGAUUCCGAAGAAGCCAAUGUACUCACCAUUGAAGACCUUUCCGAUGAGGACAUUGAUGUGGACAAUAUUGAGGUAGAUGACUAUUUCUUUUUACAACCACUACCCACAAAAAGACGAAGAGCUUUAUUACGUGCAUCAGGCGUCAACAGGAUUGAUACCGAGGAGAAACAUGAGCUGCGUGCCAUCCGCUCGUCCCGGGAGGAGUGCGGGUGCGACUGUAGGUUUUACUGUGACCCCGAAGUUUGCCCCUGUAGCAAAGCGGGAAUCAAAUGCCAGGUGGACAGGAUGUCCUUCCCCUGCAGCUGCACCCAGGACGGCUGCGCCAACACAGCGGGCCGCAUCGAGUUCAACCCUCUGCGCGUGCGGACUCACUACUUGCACACCAUCAUGAAGCUGGAGCUGGAGAACAAGAACAAGCCGCUCCCGGCGGUGGCCCUGCUCUACCCGGCCGAGGCCAGAGGCACCGGCCAGCCCGAGGUGCAGGACUACCGGGAGUUUGCGGAGAGUUACCACCUGGAGAACGAGGCGGCCGUCCUGCACCUGCAGUCGGCCGAGGAGAUGGACAGGAUGAAGGAGGAGGAGGGGGAGGACUUGGGCCGCUCCAGCCUGCUCCGCCUGCUGAGCCAGCAAGAUGGCGGCGGCGACGGCGACCACCACCACCUCUCGGCGCCAGUUCCCACCAGGACGGCUCCCGUACCGGCUUCCGCCCCCGGCGGCUCCCACCCACCCCCGGGAAGCACGGCAGCGACAUUGGACCCAGAAGGGGGCUCGAGGGGCUCGUACGCCCACACCCCGGCCGAGGGCCUGGAACCCCACGCGAACCCUGCCGCUGACCCUCAAACAGAACUUGAUGCUGACCCUCAGGCAGACCACUGCCUCGCCCUUGACGCAGCGGCCCAAGGGCUGCCCGUUAACGGCCCUGACAGCCCGCGGCCAGUUCAACCCUCAGGGCCCCCCGAGGAGGGUGUUGUCCCCCUCGCGCCUGAGCAGAGCACGGCCUGAGGGCCGACCGACUGCCUGUCACCACCACCUCCAGUCGCCACUUGUCCCUGAUUGACAGACAGACUGACUGACAGACGCUCUCUCCGCACGGUUCGCCUGUUAUUGACGCACGCACAAUUUGCCUUUUUAAUCUUAAUUUCUGCUGACGCUGUUAUUUUUAACAAAAUGUAAUUUAUUUUAUCGUCCACCAACUCUCUCUCUCCCUUAUUGAGGGAAAAAAAUGUGAGCCGGUGACCAAAAUUAAAGCCUAAAAUAAAACCACGUCCAACACCAACCACCACCCCCUCACUUGCUCAC